AUGGAGAUCUGGGCGCCGUGGGAGACUUCCCGCCAAAUUCUAACAGGCACGUGGAUUGGUCCCUUAACAUGCGUCCGCGUGGUGCGUCGCUCAAGGCCACACAUGUCUGCCUUGCCGCACAUUUGGGAGGCCGUCGAGGCCUUUCUGGACUGCUCGCCGAGCUGUACCUUGACGCAGGCCGCUGCGUUUGGAUCCAUGAGAUUGUUGCGCGGUAUCUCGGCGCGGUCCGGGGGAAUGGUCACGUUGGACGCGUUCUACAAGCAAGCGCAGUUCUCAGGCGCCAUGCAGCACGCAGCAGCGCGAGGAGACUUGGAAAUGAUCCAAUGGCUGCUGCAUUUCCAGCCUGGAGGCCUCGUAACUCGAGCUGUCGAACAGGCAGCGAGGAACGGACAGCUGCAUGUCCUCACGUGGCUGAAAGGACACCACGACCACGUUUUCUGGGGUGCGAAUGAGCUCCGAUACGCUAUUGAAGGGAAUCAUGUCGAGGUGGCAAGAUGGCUACAAGAGAAGACGCGACCACCUACGAAGCUUAGAGCGAUGAACUUGGCUGCAGCUAAUGGGAACCUCGAGCUGGUACAAUGGCUACAUGAGGUAAGACACGAAGCUUCGUCUUCUGCUGCUGUGAAAGCAGCGAAAGGAGGAUAUCUGGAAAUGCUCAAGUGGAUGGACAAACAUUCACUGUGUAAACACCAGGGAGUUCCGGUGGAAGACGCAGCGGCAGGAGGCCACUUGAAGGUUGUGAAAUGGCUACAUAAAUCCGGGGUCGGUAUUGCCACUCCGCGAGCAAUGAACGCAGCUGCAGCGAAUGGUCAUCUCGAAGUGAUCAAAUGGCUUCAUCGCAAAGGAAAAGAUUAUUCAUGUACCCAUGUUGCAAUGGACAAUGCAGCCAUGAACGGACAUUUAGAAAUUGUCAAAUGGCUACAUACUCAUCGAUCAGAAGGUAGCACAACAGAUGCAAUCGAUGGCGCGGCCAGAAAUGGAUACCGUGGAGUCGUACAAUGGCUACAUUCGAAUAGAAACGAAGGAUGCACGACUCGAGCCAUGGACGAGGCUGCUGCUAAUGGCCAUCUACAUACUGUGAUGUGGUUAAGCAAAUAUAGACCAACGAGUGAUCGCAUCAGAAGAGGCGGGGGCUGUACCACGAAUGCCAUGGACAGCGCUGCUCGUGGCAAUCAUUUGGAUGUGGUGAAGUUCCUGCAUAGACAUCGAGAGGAAGGAUGCACAGAACGAGCCAUGGAUGGCGCUGCUGGCGCUGGCCACGUAACGAUGCUCAAAUGGCUACAUGAACAUCGUAGCGAAGGCUGCACAGCUGCAGCGAUGGAUGAAGCAGCAGCAAAUGGGUACAUUGAAGUGGUGAAAUGGCUACAUGACAAUCGUGUCGAGGGAUGUACAGCACGCGCUAUGGAUGGAGCUGCAGCAGGCGGACACCUUCGAAUUGUCAAAUGGCUACAUAUCAACCGCUCCGAAGGCUGUACAGAGGCUGCGAUGGAUGGAGCUGCAGCGCACGGUAAGCUCGAUACACUGAAAUGGCUACAUAAAAACCGAUCCGAGGGCUGCACCACUGCAGCUAUGGACAAAGCUGCAGCUGGUGGACACUUUGAAGUGCUCUUGUUCUUACACACUAAACGUUCAGAGGGCUGCACAAUGGACGCAGCAGUCAGUGCAAGUCGCAACGAGCACGUAGAGAUUUUGCAGUGGUUUUUCCGCUUCUAUCCGCGAAUGAUUCACCGCGAGAAGGUUAUCGUAUUUGCCAAGCGGUAUAACUACUACCUCAUGGAUUGGCUACAUCGCAAUUACCAGACGUCAGGAGAGCGCACAGUGCUGGCAGAAAUCAACUCGUCCUUCUACCUGACACCUCCAGAGACGGAGGAACUGACCACAUAA
Molecule: messenger RNA, 1884 nt
Organism: Phytophthora infestans T30-4
Lineage: Eukaryota; Oomycota; Peronosporomycetes; Peronosporales; Peronosporaceae
Exons: 3
Coding region: 1-1884 (627 amino acids)
Molecular function (GO): protein binding
Source: RefSeq, a predicted model, not a curated record